GGUACAGUACUCGUAUCCUUAUCGUACCGUAUCUGCCGCUUCGCGGUUUGAGACCCAUCCGACCACCCGAUGAACCCGCAGACAUAAAACGAUGGUGCCCUGUCCAUUUCCCAACACUCAACCUUAUCCAUCAUCGGAACAUCCGUGAACGCAGUGUCAUCAAUCGUGGAAAUCUCCACCCUGAGCCAACUCCUCGGAGGCGGGUUUAAGAUGGCACCCUCCGAAUUACAAAUCGAGGUUAUAGACCCUUUUAAGUCUGAAUCGGGCCUCGUACCGUCACUCAGUCCGGAUCUCAUAAAGCUUGAGCAAUACCAUCCGGGCUUCGAGAGAGUCGCUAGCAAAGGCACAUUGUGCACACUACUGCUCACAUCGGCCGACUCAUCAAACAACCCCUUCUUCUGCAACGCCUGUGCUUACGUACCGGAGCGGGAUGAGCUCUACAUCACCUCGGACCUAUUGCAACCUACCAGUAGCUCGAACCUACCGGUGAUCCUAAUAUCCAAAGUUACCAUCAGCCGCCAUCAUGAUCGUCUGGAGCCGGUCAAUGGUAUCCGUGAGAUAUUACAGGUGGGUUGGAUGAAGCUGCGGCCGCCCAGCAACAUGCCCAUGCCAAACGGUGCUGCGCACUACCGCGGUGGUGUGGUGUACUGCUCACAGGGCACGCUGGACCCGGCGUCGGGCGGGCUGUGGCACAUGCCCGCGGGGAAACCGCCAGUGCCAGUCGUCACGGGCUAUCUCGGCCGGCCCUUCAACUCGGUCCGGCACGUCGCCGUGGAUGCGGGCGGCAGCCUGUGGUUCACGGAUUCGCGCGCCGGCUUCGAGCACGGCAUCCGACCGCGACCGCAGUUACCGAAUCAUGUCUAUCGGUUCGACCCCGAGACCCGGGACCUGCGCGUCGUUGCCGACGGGUUCGGCCGACCAACGGGCAUCGCACUAGACCCCGACGGCGGCACGCUGUACGUCGCCGACGCGGAGGCAGCGCUGCCGGACGGCACGAUGGAUUUUACGAGGCCGGCGACCAUCUACGCGUUUGACGUCGUGCCGACCCGUGGCGUGCCCGCUCUCAUAAACCGACGCGUCUUUGCAUACGCGCGGGAGGGCGCCCCUGCGGCCGUGAUGUGCGACACCGGAGGCAACGUAUACGCCGCGUGCGCAGACGGCGUCGAGGUCUGGAGCCCGGCGGGUAUGGCGAUGGGGCGGAUCAGAGUCCCUGGAGGCUGCUCGAACAUGUCCUUUGGACAAAACGAUAGCGAGCUCUUUAUCUGUGCCCAGCAGCGGCUUUGGCGUCUUCUGCUGAAUAGGAGGUAACGCCUGUCAAUGCGCGUACUGUCCUCUUGAGCAAGGCGAAGCUUUUACUCGAUCAGGUAUUGCUUAGCUUAGCAGCGGCUAUGUACUUAGGGGUAAUCGCUCUACGAUGUCGAUUCAAGAGUCACCCUCUCGGGAUAUUAUGCAAAUCAUGAUACGAUAUCUAAUAUGGCCUACAAAGGUGAGUUGCAGGUGUGUAUGACUUGGGCAGGUCUAAAGGGAUCUAUCACGUAGAAUGGAAGCUACGUGGGCGAGAGCGCGCGCGAGGAGCUAUCUCACGAGCAACGGGCAACGGGAGGAGGAGCAAAGGAAGGGAAAAGGUCUUGUUCCAUCUAAGAACUAACUAAAGGAAUGGAAGCAACGGGAGCGUAUAUAUAGGAGCUCCUGUUGCUGAGGUAAGCAACGAAGAGGCGCAACCU
Messenger RNA from Durotheca rogersii, 1724 nucleotides. Its product is annotated as calcium-dependent phosphotriesterase. The record is from RefSeq and is a predicted model, not a curated record. The transcript has 5 exons. Lineage: Eukaryota; Fungi; Ascomycota; Sordariomycetes; Xylariales; Xylariaceae. The coding region runs from base 211 to 1308 and encodes 365 amino acids.